GAGGCUACAGCAAUUAAACCGCAAAUCCCGAUGGGCCCCGCGGUGGGUUGGGCGAGGCCCGGGCGCUUCUUCGGCGUCUACCUGCUCUAUUGCCUGAACCCUCGGAACCGGGGCCGCGUCUACGUGGGGUUCACCGUCAACCCUACUCGUCGGGUGCAGCAGCACAAUGGGGGCCGCAAAAAAGGUGGCGCUUGGCGGACCAGCGGGCGGGGUCCCUGGGAGAUGGUGCUCAUCGUGCACGGCUUCCCUUCCGCGGUGGCCGCCCUUCGGUUCGAGUGGGCCUGGCAGCAUCCGCACGCCUCGCGCCGCUUGGCGCACGUGGCUCCGCGUUUGCGCCGCGAGGCAGCCUUCGCUUUCCACCUGCGAGUGCUGGCGCACAUGCUGCGCGUGCCGCCUUGGGCGCGCCUCCCGCUCACUCUGCGCUGGCUGCACGCGGACUUUCGCUGUGAACUAUGCCCGCCACCGCCGCCGCACGUCCCACUGGCCUUCGGGCCUCCGGCUCCCGGAUCGUCAGCCUCCAGGUGCCACGCCAGUACCUUUGCCGACACCGAGCCCGACGCCGAGGCCUGCUGCUCCCUGUGCGCGAGCGCGCUCCAGGGUUGGUUGAAUCCAUGGAUACAAAACCUGAGGAUAUGGAGGGCUGACUAUAUUGGGAAAAAAUUCACAUGUAAGUGGACCCACGCAUUACAAAACUCUUCAAGGGUCAACUAUAUUUUAUUUAUCUUAUUAUUAGUCUCUCCCACCCCCCACAUGAAACUCCACAAGGGCAGUUCUUGUUCACUCCUGUAGAAUAGGGUCUGGUACAGAGCAGGUGGCCAGUUUAAUACAUUAACUGAAAUGAAGGGUCUGACUUCUGAACUCUCAGAAAUGUAAGUAAAUUACGCUUGCUUAAUGACGGCAUACGUCCUGAGAAAUGCAUCCUUAGGCUAUUAUAUGGUGUGAACAUUGCAGAGUGUACUUACACAAACCUAGAUGGUGUAGCCAUCUAUACACCUAGACUAUAUGAUAUACCUUCAUCAAAAAUGUGGUUUGUUGUUGACUAAAUGUUGUUAUGUGGCGCAUGAGUGUGCUUGCCAUUCAGAGAUUAAGCAACCUGCCUGAGGUCACUUAGCUUAUGAGGAACUCUAGGUCUAGCUGCAGUGGCCAUGCUGUUAUAUAAUCACUGCUAAUACUCAGAGAAAAUACUUGCCUGUGGGCAAGUAUUUUAUACCCUCUGUGCCUCAGUUUCCUCAUCUAUAAUAUGCAAAUAAGAGUAGACAUGUUUCAUAGGAUUGUUUUACGUAAAGCCCUUGGAAUGAUGUCUAGCCCAUAGGCAUUCUUUAUGAGUGUUAGCUAUGUCAUUACCCCCCACUUUCCCUGUUACAUACCUGCCACC
This is a messenger RNA of Pteropus alecto (black flying fox), 1375 nucleotides long. RefSeq names its product SLX1 homolog A, structure-specific endonuclease subunit (gene SLX1A). The coding region runs from base 31 to 789 and encodes 252 amino acids. The record is from RefSeq and is a predicted model, not a curated record. The transcript is spliced from 4 exons. Gene Ontology annotation, molecular function: crossover junction DNA endonuclease activity; 5'-flap endonuclease activity. Gene Ontology annotation, cellular component: Slx1-Slx4 complex. Lineage: Eukaryota; Metazoa; Chordata; Mammalia; Chiroptera; Pteropodidae. Gene Ontology annotation, biological process: double-strand break repair via homologous recombination.